This is a messenger RNA of Topomyia yanbarensis, 5315 nucleotides long. Its product is annotated as serine-rich adhesin for platelets-like. The record is from RefSeq and is a predicted model, not a curated record. The coding region runs from base 1632 to 4025 and encodes 797 amino acids. The transcript is spliced from 6 exons. Lineage: Eukaryota; Metazoa; Arthropoda; Insecta; Diptera; Culicidae.
UCAGCAGACCCGCAUCAGCAGCACAGCAGAAGGAAACUCUUUCCAUCCGUACGGCGGUCCGCAAGUUUAUUCGCCGUUUGGAGCGCGCUCAGAGUGGUUGUGUGUUUUGUCGGCGCGAAGUAGGCAAAGUUAGCGAACAAUAGAACAGUGUGUUAAUCUGGAUACAUAGAGCUAGGGAGAAAGAGCCGGUGUAAAUGCAAAUUUCUCGUGUUUGAGCCAGCGUAUUUUUUUUCUACGUGUACGCGAUCGUUACGGUUCGCAGGACACGCGGACCCUGUCAAAGUGGCCGCGAAAGAGUGUGUUGAUUUUUGGUUCUGCUUACUUUUAUGAAGAUGUUCUUGUCCGGAGCUCAUUAUAAACCGAGUAAUCGAAUUUGGUGUGUAAUCGUUGCGGUUGACUAGUUUUUCGGAUGGACUUUGAACAAUAGAUGAGUGAUUUUUUUUCUCUGCAGCUUCUGUGGAAUGACCCAUGGAAAUCGUUGACGGGCGGGUCGUGACUUAACUGCAUGUUUUGUUAGUAGCGAGGCUAUAGUGCAGAAAAUAAACAACGUUGGUGAAUUACAGGUGAUAUUUUGAAAACAUUUGCCGACGUGAUGUAAUUGUUUACGUGUGAUAAAUGCAAUCUGGUAAGCCGGCUUGAAUGUACCCUUCGACCAAUUGUGAGUGUAGUCAACGAAACUUUGUGAAAAGGUUUUAGAAAACCGGAAAUAAGGCCAAAUAAAAGUUGUACAGUUUGUUUUUUUAUUUUUAUCUCGAGCAGAAAAUCUGCGAAGACCCCAAAAGCGUAUUCGUGUUCGGUUUCAGAAGUGCUGUUGGUUGCAUGAAAAUCAGACAGGCAGCCACCAACGCCGUCAGGCCUCAGUGAGUUCAAUACGAUAAAAAGCGUUUCGAUUAUUUUUUCGACUAGAAAUAAAAAGAAUUGUGCAAAGCAUAAAUCAGUGUUUGUAAAGUAUACAGGUCGAAAAAUGGCUGCCGUUUCCCGCCCGUUCGUACCACGCAAGUUCAGCUACUAUUUCGAAAACCGUAUCACAACACCGGCUUCGGUAACAGCUGCAGCCACGGUACUGCCUACUUGGUUCAACAACGGCUUGUGCGUAUGCUGAAGUAGCUCUGUGUUGUUGCGGGUGGACCGCCUACGUACAUACAACAAUAGUGACAAUAGAAAGCGACCGUGUCUCUCAUCGGUUCUGCGGUGGUUGGGUUUUUUUUUAUUUGUUUGUGAAAGAGUGAGUGAAACAUUGACAAACGGAAGAUCUAUCGUGUCGGCGACCAGUGUGUUUGUGUACAGUUGAAAAUCGGCGUGGAAAAUGUGAACCUGUAUCAAGGACGCCUUGGUAUUGCUAAAGUUGUCCUUGGCGGCCUUACUCCGUCCAGUCGCUGGUGCGCGCUUCAAUGCAUGUGCGUGUUGCGGGCUUUGAAGGGUGCUCCUAACGAUUCAACCGCGCGUGUAGAGCAGCUGUGAUUGUUCAGGUGAAUGGAGUGACGUUUGUUUCACAGCAAUUGAAAGCAGUGCUACCGAUCGAUGUGCUCGAGUAAGUGUUCCAAACCAAUUUGUUUUGCACAAACCAUGUUCUAAACAGUGUGAAGUGCUAGUGUCAAACAGUUGUGUUGAAAAGUAUAACAGCAAUUAAAAUGUCCAAAACGAUCGAAACGCACCUGCAAAGUAACGAGGUCCGUAUUCCGAAGAAAACGGGAUUCGACGUAUCCUCAUCGGCUGCACCGUGCCAAUACUUUAAAAGUUCCUUCGCACGCUCUCUGUCAUUCAGCCAAGGCGGUGGUGGUGGUGGUGGCCCAUACGGUACGGCUGAACAGCAUUUUACCCGAUCGCUGGAUUUUGAGGUUAACUUUGGCCUAUCCACUAUUCCGGAUCAACCACCCGAUAUGGGCUCUUCGCAAACUACAACACCGUCCGCCUCCCCGGUCUACGAUCCGGAACGUGAUUUGGUGCGUGAAGACGGCAAAACGAAACUAGCGAAUGGGAUCGCCACCAGCAACGGAGGAGUCGUCAAGACUCUGUGGAGCUACGCUAAAAUUUCGGAUACUAAACCUAGCAGCUCGGGUGGUGCGCCACAUAAAGCGGCGGUACCCGGCGGUGGUGCAGUACCAGCGACAUCCACUUCAUCGCCAUCGAAAAUGCCGUCCGGCUCCGGCUCAUCUUCGUCCACGCGAAAGAGCGUUGAGGCCAACGAAAUUGAAGUUCUACGACUACGAAAGGAAUGUCAAAAUCUCAUCGAAGAGAAUCGCCGCCUGGUGAAUCUGGCCGCCAAUAGCGGAUAUGCUACCAACGGUGUGAUGAAUGGUGCCAGCGGUGCCGGAAUCGGUCGGAGCAGUCUCGGUAGCGAACGGAGCAGCAGCACCAGCAGUGGCAGUAGUAGCCUUACCACCCUAGGGCUCGGGCUGGCCGGUGGAGGAGUUGGAGUAGCCGGUUCUGGCACAGGUACCGCGGCCGGGAUGUACUCCAGUGUAGAAUCUGUGAUCCUGCAGACGCAAGUGGAAACACUACAGUGGCAGCUCAAACAGGUUGAUUCCAGCCGACAGAUGUACCGUGCCGUGAUGGAGGAAGUGGUCCGCUAUCUGGACCGGUGUUACCGCGGACUGGACGCACUACAGCCGAAUAUUAUCGGACGGUCGAAAAGUGUCCUGCAGGUAUCGAAGAAUCACAGCCAUCACGAUUCCGACAGUAGCAGUGCCAGCAGUCCCAGAGCCCGCAGCAGUACCAACCUGAUCGAUGUGCAAAAGACUUACACCAAGAAGCAGCUGGAAUUGCUCAGCCAUCAGCAGCAACAGCAGCAGCAGCAGCUUCAGAAUAGUUCGAUUGUAGGCUCACCACUGCAGGACGAUGACUGCAUUCCGCCAUCACCCGCCGGCUCGUACAGCACAUUUCGAGAUUUUACUUGGCGCCGCUCACCGAAACGCAUCCAGACUCUGUCAAUUUCCAGCGCUGAAGUUGACCCGGAGAAGCUGGCCCAGGAAGCGUUUCGUUUACUGCGAACGGUUCAGAAUCUGUUAAACACCCAGGAACCAACGUUAUCGCAAUCAUCGACCGGGCUUGAUAGUAUGUUGCUUGCAUCGGCUGCAGGAUCCACCACUGGAAGUACCACGACGCUGACCGGUACAGGUGGGGGACUGGCGAGUUCUAGUGCUCCCACUGUUCAUCACCACCACCAUCAUCAUCACGUGCCGACAACGGUUGAUGGUCUAUACGGAGGAGUGGUAAAUACGCGGAGCAAUGUCGGAUUUAGUCGGAAAUUGAACAUGAGAGGCAGUCGGUUGUCGUUGAGAAGCAGCACAGAUGAUUCGGUGCACUCGACGUCAUCGUCCAACAAAGCGGAAACGGAUGAGGAUAACACGGAUAGACCAUCGCCUCCAUUGAGUCACCAUCUGCAUCAUCAUCAUCACCCACUGGUACAUCAGCAUCAGAACAGUGGAAGCAGUAGUAGUAGCAGCAGCAGUAGCAAUAGCAGCCAUUUGAUCAAUCACCGUCACAGUGCAAACAUCGAUCGUAUCAAAGAGAUGAUGAUCUCCUGCUCGGCAGAGGAUGAGAGUGGAUUCAGCUCGAUGAACUCCUUUCAAGAGAUAGGACUACCGCUAAUAAAUUCAACGGUACUGUCGUCUUCUACGGCUUCGUCCACGACGGGCGUGGGAUCGGCAGAUUCCAAUUCAUCCACCGGUUCCUCGACGGGAUCGGUAUCCUUCGUGUCCGACGAUUCAUCCGACAUGAGAGAUAACACCAUGGUACCAACGAGUAACGUGACGACGAUCGCCAUAAAUCCCAUCACCAACGGACCGUCCGUGGAUUCAUCUGGUAGCAGUAAGCAUCUCUCCGACAAACUGGGAAUUCCUUCGCCUUCCAAAGCACCGGAGAUACCUGCUCGAGUGACACAAUCUGCAGCGUACGAACAUCAUAGCCAUUUCAUCAACCAUCGCCGCUGGGACUCGGCUCCGGUUGUUCCGCCGAAGCUUAAGAUCCACCAGCACAACGGUGACUCUGAUAGUGGUGUGUCGUCCCGCGUACUGUGGGUAUAGCAGAGAUAGAAUAGCGAGCCGAAGGGACGUAUCGGUUGCAAUUCCCUCCUCGCGUACGCCUUGUUUCGUUCCGUUUGCUCUAGACUUAGACUGAGUGAUGGCAAAAAAUAUUCUAACCGGUAAAAGUUCGAAAUUGAUACCGACAGCAGCAGUAUUGGACGUUUCUCGUUUUCGUUCUAGUAACCUCUUAACGAAAAAAUAUACAUUAAACAUAUUCUUUAUACGCGUUAACAUAAUAGGUGAACAUAAAUAUUGCAUUUAUUUAUGAACAGAUUUUAAGCUCUCAACAACCUUCUAAUGGAAACUGUCUCUCUCUCUUUUGGUUGAACAUAUUGUAAAUUUUUUAAACAAACCAGCUAGAAAUGAUCUAUUAUAAUCAGAUCUUAAACUAACCAUAUUUUAUUACCAAAGUUAGAGAAAGAUAACCAUAAUCUAAAGGUACCGUCUGGAAAACAGAAAAAAAACGGAUAACAUAGCUUUAGUUCAGACAAGAACCGCGCUACGAAGGCAAACGCGUAACGUAACGACAGAAAAACCACAGUUGAUACGAACUAGUUGAACACGGCGCUUCAACAAACGAUUGUUUUAGACAAUGAUCUAGUUGUAGGAACAAACGAUUAAACACUAACGAGCAUUUAUCCUAGCCGUGUACUUAAUACCAUAUUAUCACUAGGCAUCUUUAGUGUAAAACUUCUACCAACGUAAGAAAAAACACCAACAGAUUAUGCUAAUCUUUACAUUUAGGCAAACCUUUCUUCGUCUACUAUGCAUAAUUUUAAACGUGUAUGUGAUAAUUUCAUUAAAAAAAGAUUUAACUGCGUAUUUUCUGAUUUUUUGAUCUUAAAAACUAUAACAAAAAUAAACCGCAUUGCAAACUUAAGUUUCUAUGGAAAACCGAGUUGUACAAAUUUACAUUUGACCCAUACACGAGCAAAUGAGGAUAUAACACAUUGACGGGAAAUAGCGAACAGAUUGAGCAGCCAACUUACUAAUCCACGUAAUUGCUAGGAAAUAUAGUAAUAUUUUCUAGAUUUAGUAUUUAAACUGUGUCUAAAUUCGUUCGAAUUCAAUAUGUAUCAGUCUUGGAUGGAAAACAGGAGAAAAAAAAUAUAUUCUGAAUAGCUAUACGAGUAACAAGCAUAGUACGAACGAACACAGACACAACCGCAACCAUUCGAAUGUUUCCAGUAGAAAUCUCCAAACAUACUGAUUUAGCUCUGAUUACUAUCCAUUCUGUAAACGGUUAAAAAUUUGAUUAAAAAAAUACAAACUUAAAAUCAUUUGAAGAAA